AUAGAGCAGAGGAAACUGCUUUCAACGUGCCAAAGACUCUCUUUUUUUCCGGUUUUCUCAAUCUGAUCAAUGAUUUGAAUGAGAAUAAAUUUUCUUGGUAGUGGCAGGUGCGGAGCACAUCACAAGAAAAUGUCUUGCUUCGUGGAACCGUCUCAGACUUGGGUUCCAAUUAUAGCUGUAGAAGAGACACCUCCGGAGAUUCAUCGAGUUAGGCGGUGGAUCGAUGAGCAGAAAACUAGGCAAGGCAGUUGCCAUAUCAACGGAGAAAUAAAAAUCGAGGAUGCUGUCUUGGAAGAAAUCCAAGGAGCGGUCUUGAAGAGCAACGAAAUCUACCAGGGCGAAAAAAAACGCAGCACCAUUUAUCGAGUGCCAACUGAAAUCUAUUCAUUCCAUGAAGAAGACUACAAGCCGAAAGCCGUCUGCAUCGGCCCCUUCUUCUACGAAAGCAGAUGUCAACAACAUCUGAAAUCCAUGCAAAAUUAUAAUGUCUGACGAAGAUGAAGGAACUGGAAGUAUGCGUUCGGAGCAGUUAUUCAGAGGCGUUUCCUUCCUUAACAUCCAAGGCGUUUACACUGAUGCUGAUGCUGGACGGCUGCUUCCUCCUUCGGCUCCUGCAAAGGCAUGCUGCUGAAAAAACAGAAGUUGAUGAUGACGAUGCAAGGCAAGUUGUCGGCAGAUUGUGGAUCUGGAACUUGGUGAGGUAUGAUCUGCUAUUGCUUCAAAAUCAGAUCCCUUUCUUCGUCAUCCAGAGCUUAUAUGACUUACUUAAGCCCAACGACAAUAUCAAUCUUGUGGACUGUGCAAUCAAUUUGUUCAGUAUUCUUGAUCCCUGCAGAAAAAAGGAACAACCUAAAUUCUAUAUCCCGGUGAAAGAUGUUCACCAUUUGCUCCAUUUGAUUUACUUAUCUGUUCUCCCAUGCCCACAAGAUUGCAAGCCAACUCCCCAGCCACAAUCGCCACAGUGGAUCCCUAGUGCGACAGAGCUCCGAGAGGCUGGAAUCAAGUUUAAGAAGAGGGAGAACGCAAGAGGCUUCCUCAGCUUCUUGGACGUAAAGUUCUACGAUGGAGUGAUGGAAAUCCCCCAAAUAAAGGUACAUGAUUACAGUGUCAGCUUGUUUCGAAACCUUAUUGCCUUUGAACAGUGUUACGCAGACACGGAAUGCCACAUAACAGUUUAUGCUGCCUUCAUGAAUUUCCUGAUCAACACCGAGAAGGAUACAAGGUUGCUACAUCUGAAUGGAAUUCUCAUCAACAGCUUGACCGUUGACAAAGAUGCAAAACAUUUUUUUAGCCGCCUUUGCAAUGAAGUCCACUAUGCACAAGAUACGAACUACCUUAGAAAAUUAUUUCGUGAUGUGAACGAGUACCAUGGUUCCAAGUGCAAUCAGUGGCGUGCAUACUUUGUCCGAAACUAUUUCAGCAAUCCAUGGUCAUUUAUUGCACUACUUGCCGCUGCUUACGGCCUUUUGCUCGCUACCAUCCAAGCUAUUCAUGCUUUCUUCCGUUAAUUCUUUAAGGAUGCUUCAGCGUUAAUGUUUAAGUUCUUCUUCUGUUGUUUUGUUUUGGAAUAUGCAUGGUGUGAUGCGUCGUCUGUGUAAAAGCUUGGUAGUCUUCGAUUGUAAUCUUACAAGACUUUGUGCUUGUACUUUUCGUUAUUUCAAUAAAUUGGGUGAGCAACCCAUCCCUAUUUCUCAAAA
Molecule: messenger RNA, 1697 nt
Organism: Phoenix dactylifera (date palm)
Lineage: Eukaryota; Viridiplantae; Streptophyta; Magnoliopsida; Arecales; Arecaceae
Source: RefSeq, a predicted model, not a curated record